GUUUUAGGAACACCGUUACUGUAUAAAAUGCACGCAAACUUGCAAGUACAGUACAUUAAACAUGUUCUUGUAUCUAGCAAUUCUUCCUUUCUGUGCUGUUGUUUCGGCACUUCCUACUGAACGAGAUGAUGUUGUGUAUCCAACUGUAGAGACGUUCAGAUCCGGGGUAAAACGUAUUAGAUUUCGAGCAUUCGAUCAGAAUAUAGACUUGAGAGUAGAACCAGCCAGCGAAAUAAUUUCAGAUGAUCUUGCAAUUUGCGAGGGAGAAGGAAGUAAAAUUGAAAAUUACGUGGACGUCAAAAAUAUUAAGCGAAAAAUUUACAGAAAUGAGGAAAAACGUGCAGCCCUUCUCAUAGAUGACGAUGGUCCUCUAACUAUUAAAGGAAUUGUCAAUACAGAUUUAAAAAUAGAGCCGCAUGAAUCCGAAGAAAUGGCUAAAGAUGGAGUAAGAGCACAUCGCGUUAUUGAAUUGAAAAAAGGCGAAGAGGGUCGAAUCAGAACCAACGAUGCAGUGAUUAUUCCAGAGAAUAUAGGAAUGAACGAAACUGAAAGUGAAAGACAGACGGUCACUUGUAUUCAGGUUGAAUUGGUAUUAAUUCUAGAAAGUAACUAUACACAUUUUCAUAACAACGACAAUAAUGUCCUUAUUAGUGAAUGUAUUAUCAUUGCAACUGAAAUGCAAAACCUAAUUGAAAGUGUGAAAUUAAAUAUUCAAAUUAAACUUAUAAAAAUUAUAAAAUUUACCGUAGAUUAUGAAGCAUCUUUCAUUGAAGCUAGCGCUCUUGAACAAGAUCGAAAUUGUUUAGAUUCUUCAGGAAUAAUAGCAAAUAUGAAGACAUUUUAUCAAGAUAAACACGAUCAAACUGUCAACAUCGCGGAUUUGGCCUUAUUGAUAACCGGGAGAAGAAUGUGCGAUCUUUACAGUAAUAGAGUUUCAUACGGAACAAUAGGGAUAGCUUACGUUGGUGGAGUUUGCAGUUAUAAAUAUAAAUUUGGGGUCUCGGAAUUUCAGCAUAACACCUUUAAAUUCCAUGAAACUUGUGCACACGAAGUUGCUCAUUUAUUGGGAAGUCCACACGAUGAAGAUGAUCCCGUUUCAAGCAUUUCUCGAAGUCCCGGAUCAAAAGAUUGCCCAUGGUCAUGGGGAUUUAUUAUGAGCUAUCUAUCAAACUGGCAAAAUGGAACUUUAUUCUCUUCAUGUACUAGGGCCAAUAUUGAAAAUUUAUCCGGGUUAUAUGCUGCCCGUUGUAUUAAAUGUUAAAAGAAAAUCAACUUAUUAACAACUAGAAGAAUGAUUUACGAAAAUAAUGAGUUCUAAAUAUUUUCGGCUUAAUUCAGCAUUGUUUUUUUUCGAUAAAUAAAAAUUUUAUUAAAGAUUA
Molecule: messenger RNA, 1379 nt
Organism: Centruroides sculpturatus (bark scorpion)
Lineage: Eukaryota; Metazoa; Arthropoda; Arachnida; Scorpiones; Buthidae
Product: venom metalloproteinase antarease-like TtrivMP_A
Exons: 11
Coding region: 62-1261 (399 amino acids)
Biological process (GO): proteolysis
Molecular function (GO): metalloendopeptidase activity
Source: RefSeq, a predicted model, not a curated record